Hymenoscyphus albidus is the source of this 1147-nucleotide messenger RNA. The record is from the annotation of a GenBank genome assembly. NCBI's taxonomy places the organism in Eukaryota, Fungi, Ascomycota, Leotiomycetes, Helotiales, Helotiaceae.
AUGGGACAAAUACCUUCAGCGCCGACUCUGACAGAGGAGAACAUACCCGAUCAAACGGGGAAGGUACGUUAUAGAUUCCGAUGGAUGUACAGCACCUUUCAACGGUACCAUAUUCAAUCUUCUAACUAUGAUUUUGAACCACAGGUCUUCAUCGUAACAGGUUCCACGUCAGGAGUAGGACUUGAACUUGCAAAGAUACUCUAUGGCGCUAACGCAAAAGUCUACGUCGCGGCCCGUGUAACCGAGAAGGCAUACUAUGCCAUGGGAGUUAUGAAAUCCACAUAUCCAGAUUCCAAAGGCGAACUGAUAUAUCUCAAACUCGACCUCAGUGACUUGACGACGAUCAAAGCUUCCGCAGAGGAAUUUUUAAAGAAGGAGAAACGUCUGGACGUUUUAUGGAAUAAUGCGGGUGUGAUGGUUCCACCGCAGGGGAGCACGACGAAACAGGGUUACGAAUUGCAGAUUGGGACGAACAACAUUGCACCGUUUUUAUUCACGAAGUUAUUGACGCCGUUGUUGAUCGAAACUGCGAAAACGGCUGAGAAGGGGAGUGUGAGGGUUGUGUGGGUUAGUUCCAGUGCGGCAGAGAGGUCGAGUCCGCAAGGAGGUGUGGAGAUGGAUAAUCUGAAAUAUGAGAGAGAGGAUAAAAGUGCGUGGCAUAAGUAUGGUGUUAGUAAAGCUGGAAAUAUAUUACAUGCAUCUGAGUAUGCCAAAAGAUUUGGGGGGGAUGGUAUACUGAGUGUGGUAAGUUCAUUACCUUGUGUGCUAAUAGAUGGAUACUGAUUCAAGUUAAUAGAGUUUGGACCCCGGCAAUUUAAUGACGGAUUUAUGGAGACAUAUGCCCUGGUGGCAAAUGUUGGUUGUCAGAAGAAUACUGAAGGAGCCUGUUUUUGGGGCAUAUACUGAGUUAUAUGGCGGGUUAUCACCGGAUAUUACCAUGGAAAACAAUGGUACUUUUGGUAAGUAGAGCUAGAUACGCUAGAACGCAAAUCAAUAUGCUAAUCUUCCUUUAGCCGUACCUUGGGGGAAAAUGCAACGCCCUAGAGCUGAUAUCUCAUUAGCAUGUAAGAGUAUCGAUGAGAGUGGCACUGGCUUGGCGAAACAAUUUUGGGACUGGACUGAGAAAGAAGUGGAAGCUUAUGUAUGA